Messenger RNA from Linum tenue, 1686 nucleotides. The record is from the annotation of a GenBank genome assembly. Lineage: Eukaryota; Viridiplantae; Streptophyta; Magnoliopsida; Malpighiales; Linaceae.
GGGACGGGUGCACGAUCCCUGAAAAUGUCAUUGUCCCUCCACAUGACAACAAACAAACUAAUGAACCAAUCCCUUCCCUGAGCUAACUUUUUGCCCUCUCCUCCUCCUUCAUUCAAUUCAAUUGUGGGCCUACCUAGCUCCAGCUAGCAAGCAGCUUUUUAUUUUUAUUUUAUUUUUAUUACAUGCUAAAUCACUUUCUGUGCCACUAUAUAAGCCUAUCAAGAGACUCCCCAAACUCUGCAUAACAAUUAUAGUAUCUCCAUUCCUUCUCUCUAGCUUCGCUGCAAUGGCAUCAACGGUUUUGGGCCUGGCCGUGGCAGUAGCCAUCUUGGGCUGCAGUCUGGUAGCCCACGUGGCGGAGGGUAGGGCUUUUUUCGUGUUUGGUGACUCGCUGGUCGACAAUGGCAACAACAAUUACUUGGCCACCACGGCUCGCGCCGACUCGCCUCCUUACGGCAUCGACUCUGCCUCCGGCCGCCCCUCCGGCCGCUUCUCCAAUGGCCGCAACAUCCCCGAUUUCAUCAGUGAAGCACUUGGGUCGGAGCCCACAUUGCCGUACUUGAGCCCAGAGCUGAACGGUGAAAGGCUGCUCGUCGGUGCCAAUUUUGCUUCCGCCGGCAUUGGGAUCUUGAAUGACACUGGCGUUCAGUUCGUGAACAUAAUAAGGAUGUUCCAGCAGUACCGAUACUUCGAGCAGUACCAAGCACGGCUGGCAGCGCUGAUCGGGCCCGAGCAGGCCCAGCAAGUUGUCAACCAAGCCCUAGUGCUCAUCACCGUCGGCGGCAACGACUUCGUCAACAACUACUACUUGGUCCCGUUCUCCGCUCGCUCCCGCCAGUACGCCCUCCCGGAUUACGUGAACUACCUCAUCUCCGAGUACAGGAAGCUCCUCGAGAGGCUCUACGACCUCGGAGCCCGCAGGGUUCUGGUCACCGGCACCGGCCCGCUCGGUUGCGUGCCGGCAGAGAGGGCCAUGAGGGGCGUCGCUGGUCAGUGCGCUCCUGAGCUCCAACGUGCGGCGGCGCUCUUCAACCCGCAGCUCACUGAUUUGAUUGGGGAGCUGAAUUCGGAGCUUGGGGAAAGCGUGUUCAUUGCUGCUAAUACUAGGAUGAUGACCAACGACUUCAUCAGCAAUCCCGAGGCUUUUGGGUUUACAGAUUCAGAAGUUGCUUGCUGCGGGCAGGGGCCGUACAACGGGAUAGGCCUGUGCACCCCGGCCUCCAAUUUGUGUCAGAAUCGGGAUGUGAAUGUGUUUUGGGAUGCUUUCCAUCCAUCGGAAAGGGCCAACGGGUUCAUCGUCCAGACAAUCCUGAACGGUUCUCCCGAUGUUAUCUCUCCGAUGAAUCUCAGUACCGUCUUGGCCAUGGACAACUUCUCUUAGUGCAGUUUUAACUGUCUAGUCUUUUCAUAUGUGUAAAAGUUUGUAGCUUCCGUACGUCGGCUGUGUUGUUUCGGUGGGUACCAAUGGGUUAUGACUAUGAGGGGAAUAAAGUUUGUAGUGCAGGGUUUGUGAGAUGCUUUUCUUGGGGGAAAACUCCCUGAUCAUUGGAAGGAUUGUAUUCAAUGUAAUUUGCUUCAUUUUUAGUUGCUUGGUGAUUUGAUUUUGGCAACUUGUUUUAUCAUUAGUUAUUGUUGUCGUAUGUCAGACAUUUCAAAUAUAUAUAAGCUUAUUUUUUUUUCGUUGAA